GCCGCGCCCGGUGCUGAUCGCACGACGCACACCUACUUGUACGUACUUAGCAGCGGCGUUGCAUCGCCAGGGCCCCCUCGUCGGCGACACGGCUCACCACCGGGGCGGCUCCCAACACGCCAACUUCUGGCCCACUUCUAGAAAAAAAAAUCCUCGCAGGCCCCCGGCGGCGGAGAGCGGCGCGCGCAUGUGUCAGGGCCUGGUUCCCACGCGCUCGGUGAUUUGGGGGGCGCAGGUAACGCUGCAAGGUAGCCCUAUCCGGGGGCUGUGGUGCUAGCAAUUGGAUCGCACGCUCGGCAUCGCAUUGCCCAUGGCAGGUAUGGGUGGGUAGCCUGGCAGGCCUUAUCGCCAAACUGGCUAGUCGCCCUGGACCAUGCGCCGACUGACGUGCCUCUGCAGCCCUUCAAAGCCUGCGCUGAUCCGCUGUCGAGAGCAUGCCACAGAGUUUUGUUUUACGACCAUUGCCAAGGCCCGUCUCUCCUCCAGGCUCCCGCUCCCGCUCUACCGACGACAGCAACACGCCCCUCAUGUCGGACUACCGCUACGGCACCCAGUCUGACGCCUACGCCGCCGACCAUGGCCACGUCCUGCGCACCGGCGGCGUCGAGAAGGACGCCAAGUUGGGCAACACCUACUCGGGCUCGGGAGACGAUGUCGCCGACCCCAGCAAUCCAGACGGCCUCUUGGCCGCCAUGGGCUACAAGGCCGAGUUGGUGCGCUCACGAUCCACUCUCCAGGUCGCCUUCAUGUCGUUUGUGCUGGCCUCGGUCCCCUACGGUCUGGCAACAACCCUCUACUACCCCAUAGUCGGAGGCGGUCCCACCACCAUCAUCUGGGGCUGGCUCGCCAUAUCGCUCAUUAUCCUCGCCGUGGCCGCCUCGCUGGGCGAGAUUACCAGUGUGUACCCCACCAGCGGCGGCGUCUACUACCAGACGUUUAUGAUUACGCCUCCCGCCUACCGCAAAAUCGCCUCGUGGAUCUGUGGCUGGUGUUUUGUAGUUGGCAACAUUACCAUUACUCUCUCGGUCAACUUUGCUACCGCUCUCUUCCUGGUCGCCUGUGUCAAUGUCUACGAAUCCGCACCCGGUGUCGGCAUCUUGGAAGGCUCGGCCUACCAGGUCUUCCUCAUCUUCCUUGCCAUUACUCUCCUCUGCAACGCCGUGUCUGCCUUUGGCAACAAGAUCCUGCCCUGGCUCGAUACGUUUGCCAUUUUCUGGACCUUUGCUGGUGUGAUUGCCAUUAUCGUAUGCGUCCUUGCCCUUGCAAAGAAUGGUCGCCGAAGCGCCGAAUACGUCUUUACUGAAUUCGAUCCCUCCAACUCCGGAUGGGUCCCUGGAUGGUCUUUCAUGGUCGGACUCCUGCACGCAGCCUACGCAACUUCAUCGACCGGAAUGAUCAUCUCAAUGUGCGAAGAAGUCAGAGAGCCAGCAACGCAGGUCCCCAAGGCCAUGGUUGCCACUGUCGCCUUGAACACCAUCUGUGGCCUUGUCUUCCUCAUCCCCCUCGUCUUCGUCCUGCCCGACCAGGCCACCCUUGCGGCUUUGGCUUCGGGUCAGCCUGUUCCUGUCAUCAUCAAGGACGCAGUAGGCUCUUCUGGCGGCGCUAUUGGCCUGCUUGUUCCUCUCCUUGUCCUGGGCUUGCUCUGUGGUAUUGGAUGCACAACUGCUGCGUCUCGUGCUACCUGGGCCUUUUCCCGUGACGGCGCUAUCCCUGGCUACAAGCUAUGGAGAACUGUCAACACCAAGCUUGACGUGCCGCUGAACGCUAUGAUGCUCAGCAUGGUUAUCCAAAUUGCCCUUGGUCUCAUCUACUUUGGUGCUGCCGCCGCUUUCAACGCCUUUUCUGGUGUUGGUGUUAUUUGCUUGACAUUGAGCUAUGCUGCACCCAUCUUGGUCUCGCUCCUCACUGGCCGCAAGCAAGUCAAGGAUGGUGAAUUCCAUCUCGGAGUCCUGGGUACUUUUUGCAAUGUCAUUGCCCUUGCCUGGUCCGCGCUCGCAACUCCCCUCUUCUGCAUGCCUACUUUCCGCAACGUCACGCCGUCCACUAUGAACUACGCUUCCGUCGUCCUUGCUGCCGUCGUUAUUGUUUCAACCAUCUGGUACUUUGUCUGGGGCAAGAAAAACUACGAGGGACCUCCUACGCAUGAGGAUGCUGUACUCGAGGCGAGGAGAGCUAGCGUCGCGAGCCGCUAAGAGAUUAAUGCUAGUAUGCGCAUGACAGUCACGCUACUCUGAUAGCGGUGUUUAAGAUAGGAUGAAGAAGAGUUUAACUGCUACCUCGCUUUUGUGACGAGAUGGAGCGUUUGCUGUACGAUACAAUGCUUGUCAGUAGUGCAAUGGAUACCCCCCUUGGUUUACCCGACCUGGCUCUACCCAACCUGGCUCUACCCGACCUUGCUCUCAACCCAGCAAGCUGAACACUCGAGCAACGGGAGUAUUGCCAUUUGUAAGACUUAUCCACCCAUACGGCCGAGAAUAAGCCCGCC
This is a messenger RNA of Exserohilum turcica Et28A, 2485 nucleotides long. RefSeq lists its product as uncharacterized. The transcript is spliced from 4 exons. NCBI's taxonomy places the organism in Eukaryota, Fungi, Ascomycota, Dothideomycetes, Pleosporales, Pleosporaceae. Bases 435 to 2192 code for a protein of 585 amino acids. The record is from RefSeq and is a predicted model, not a curated record. Gene Ontology annotation, biological process: amino acid transport; transmembrane transport. Gene Ontology annotation, molecular function: transmembrane transporter activity. Gene Ontology annotation, cellular component: membrane.